Messenger RNA from Eupeodes corollae, 1675 nucleotides. RefSeq names its product probable cytochrome P450 308a1 (gene Cyp308a1). The record is from RefSeq and is a predicted model, not a curated record. The coding region runs from base 82 to 1593 and encodes 503 amino acids. Gene Ontology annotation, molecular function: iron ion binding; monooxygenase activity; heme binding. Lineage: Eukaryota; Metazoa; Arthropoda; Insecta; Diptera; Syrphidae. The transcript is spliced from 9 exons.
UAAUUUAUUGCAUGAUGUUUUGAGAAACUGUCAGUUGUAAAUAAAGUUUUGUGGAAAUCGGUUAAAUUCAAAGUGCUAACGAUGAUCGGAUUUUUAAUGAUUUUGGGAACAAUAUUCCUCAUUUUGUUCCACUCGAUAUGGAAUUCUACUUAUUGGUCACGUCAAGGAAUAAAAGGACCAAUUGGGAUACCAAUAUUUGGAAAUAUGUUUAAAUAUUUAAUUGGAAAAAGGCAAUAUGGACUUGUUUAUGAGGAUAUUUAUAAAUCCUAUCCGAAGGCAUCAUACAUUGGAAUGUAUCGAGUUAUGAAUGAACCAGCAAUUUUGUUACGUGAUACUGAAAUGAUCAAAGAAGUUAUGGUUAAAAACUUUCCUAAUUUUACCGAUAAUGUCCUCUAUGUCAGUGACAAAAGGGAGGAUUUGAUAUUUUGUAAUCCGUUUGUGGCAAAAGGUGAUAAGUGGAGAGUUAUGAGAAGUGAACUUGUUCCAAUGUUUACACCAAAUAAGGUUAAGCUGUCAUUUCCUCACAUUGCAACAACCUGUAAGAAGUUGGAUUUAUUUAUAACUAACUUUAUUGGAGAUAUGCCAUUUGAAGCCAAAGAUCUUUGUGCAAAAUACACUCUAGAUGUCGUUGCUUCUGCAGCUUAUGGCUUAGAUGGACAGUCAUUUACAAGUCGGACUUCAGAUUUCACCAAAUUAGUAAAAGAAUUAUUUAUGCCAAAUUCAUUGAGUUUGGUUCAAACGACAGCUUUAUUAUUUUUACCCAAACUUGGAGAUCUUAUCAACUAUAGAUACAUUCCAACAAAAGUUCAACAAUGGCUCUUUACAAUUAUUGGAAAAGUAAUAUCACAAAGAAGAAAAGCAAAUGACAGUAGCAAUGGUGACUUUCUUCAAUGGUUGAUUGAUGCAAAAGAGAAGGCAGGCGAAUCGGUUGAUGAAUUCACCAUUGUUGGACACUGUAGUACACUCUUGAUUGAAGGUUUUGAGACAUCGGCAGCACUUAUGUCGUUUGCACUAUAUGAGUUUGCUGUAAAUCCUCAUAUCCAGAAAAAAGUUCAUGAAGAAAUAGAUGAGGUUAUGAGCAAAUAUGAAGGAAAACUUUGCUACGAGGCCGUUUUAGAAAUGACUUACCUGGAGGCUGCAUUAUAUGAAACUCUUCGCCUUCACCCUCCUAUGCUGGCCUUACUAAAGCACUGUACGAAGCCAUUCGAGUUACCAGCUCAAUUUCCAGGAGUUAAACUUCGAGAAAAGGUCUUAAUUGAAGAGGGAACCGUGUUUGUUGUUCCUGUUCAAGCAGUUCAUCAUGAUCCAGUUGUGUUUCCUGAACCACACAAAUUUAAUCCGGAUCGUUUUUCUGAAGAAAACAAACGUCAAAGAGCCAAUUGUGCAUUUUUAGGCUUUGGAGAAGGACCUCGAAUGUGCCCAGGUAUGCGUUUUGGACUCGCUCAAAGCAAAGCAGGUUUAGUUACAAUGCUGAUGAAAUAUAGAGUUCAAACAUCCGCUAAAUGUGCUAACCCAUUGGAAAUUUCUCCAACAACAUUUUUGACAACGAGCCGCAAUGGAGUUUGGCUUUGCUUCAAACCAAGAAACUUGUAACAAUACAAAAUUCAAGAAUAAUUUCAUAAACUUUUAUAAUUAAAAAGAAUAUUUAUUAUUAAAGUUUUGUGCAUAAAUAGAA